CGGAAUUUGUAGGUCAUACGCGCGAUGAUUUGAGAUCAUGACGAAGGUCUAUAUUCUGUAUGAGCACGCGUUAGGAUAUGCACUGUUCCGAGUUAAAGUCAAAUCAUUAGAAACUUCAGAUGCCGUUGCUGCGUUACAACAGUUAGCUGCAGAUCUGUUAAACGAUGAAGAAGAGUUUAUGAAAUGUUUUAAACUGCACGCAUUUGUGCCUUUCUCCUCCUCAGCUAGUGCUCUACAAAAUUGUAAUGGGAUAUCAGAAGGUGUUGUUCCACAGGAACUUAAAACGUUCAUAGAGGAGAAUUUACCGGCUUCCGAUGUUUUGCUGUGCAUCUCAGACCGGAAACUUGCUGAAUCUCUUAAAGCGCCUGAAGUUGGAUUGCCUGAAACUAUUGCAUGUUCAUCUGAAUCCAUUCUUCACGAAGUCUUUCGGGCUCUCCGAUUUUACUUUCCUAAAUACAUCAAAGAAUUUUCGCAUUUCGAUGAAUCAAAAGCUCAAAUAGGUUUGGGUCAUAGUUACUCUAGAGCCAAAGUGAAAUUUAAUAUAUACAGAAACGACAAUAUGAUUAUUCAGUCCAUAAAUUUACUAGACCAAUUAGAUAAAGAUGUGAAUAACUUUUGCAUGCGUGUCAAAGAAUGGUUCUCUUAUCAUUUCCCGGAAUUGUCAAAAAUUGUUCCUGACAAUCCAACUUUUGUUAAAGUAAUCGGUCUUAUUCGUACCCGAGCUGGUGCAACAGAAGAAAAUCUUGAAGCAUUGGAGGCUUUAACUAAUAGUCAAGUUGCUUCAGAUAUCAUUGAAUCUGCUAAAUCAUCCGUUGGCUUUGAUAUUACGGAUGAUGAUGCUGAGAAUUUGGCAACAUUCACUGAAAAAAUUAAUGCAUUAAUUGAACGUAGAAGACUAACACAAGAGUAUUUAGCAAAGAAACUUGCUGGUGUUGCCCCAAACUUGAGCACAAUGAUUGGGGACAGAGUAAGUGCAAGGCUAAUUGCUCAUGCGGGAUCCCUUACGAACUUGGCUAAAUUCCCUGCCUCGACAAUUCAGAUAUUGGGGGCGGAAAAAGCGUUAUUCAGAGCAUUACGAACUCGUGGUGCUACACCAAAGUAUGGAUUGAUUUAUCAUAGUCAAUUUAUCACUCGUGCUGCGCGAGAAAAUAAGGGGAAGAUCUCUAGAUUUUUGGCUGCCAAAUGUGCUAUAGCCUCUCGAAUCGACUGCUUUAGUGAAGUGCUUUGUGAUAUCUAUGGAAAACAUUUGAAGCAACAAAUUGAGGAUAGACUGAAUUAUUUUGAGACUGGCACUACGCCCCCUACAAAUGCUGAAGCUAUGGCGCGCGCAAUUGCUGAGGUGAAUAAAUAUAUUCAACGAAUGAAGAAAAAAGCUAUCAAAACACUGAAUAAAAGAGAUUCAGAUAGUCAAGAAGAAAAAGAAGCAGCUGUCACAACACUUGAAACACCUAUAUUAGACAGUAAAAAGAAACGUAAGAAAAAGCGUAAUUUAAUAAAUGGGAACAUCACCACUACUACUGUUGUGGAUGGUGUUUCUAAUGAUCAGAAUGAAAUAGUGAAUCAUGAUGAAGGAGAAUUAGAUCAACAACAACAACAACAACAACAACAAACAACCGAAAUGAAUCAAUAUCAACUAUUAAAUGAUAACAAAGGAGAGAAAAGUACAACAAUGAAGAAAAAGAAAAAACGUCAUCAUUCAGAAUCGAUUGAUCUUGUUGAAAAUUCAAUGUUAACAAAUGGUGAUCAUAUUUGUGUAGAAACAAUAGAAACAUCAAUAUUAUCUAAACGUAAACGAUCCGCUUCUGAAUCCAGUAUACUAUUAGAGGAUAUAAAAUCGGAUAGUUUAAAAAAGAAGAAAAGGAAAAAAACAUCCUAUAUGAUGUGAUUGGAUUAAUUUACAUUUAGCUGUGUAAAAGAUAAUUAGCUCAAUUUUUGACUAUUUAUUGUAAAUAGUAACAUUAUUGGUUAUUUUUUGAUUGUUGUUGUUGUUGUGGAAUAUAAAAUGUAUUAUGAAUCUCCUAUUCUUCUAUCUCUACACAAAUCUCAUUCGAUAUGUGUGAGGGCUGUG
Schistosoma haematobium is the source of this 2068-nucleotide messenger RNA. Its product is annotated as snoRNP complex protein nop56. Bases 38 to 1885 code for a protein of 615 amino acids. Gene Ontology annotation, cellular component: small-subunit processome; box C/D methylation guide snoRNP complex. Gene Ontology annotation, molecular function: snoRNA binding. The record is from RefSeq and is a predicted model, not a curated record. NCBI's taxonomy places the organism in Eukaryota, Metazoa, Platyhelminthes, Trematoda, Strigeidida, Schistosomatidae. The transcript is spliced from 5 exons.